AAUAUAUAUGUUGCUAUGAAAUCAGAUUGUUUCCACAUGAAAUUAAUACUUGUACAAGUAAAUUUCACUUUGUUUAUCUUCACUGAUAACAGGCAAGUUAUAGAAUGGAUAAAUAUAUCUGUUUUAGCGUGUAGUUUUUUGUCUGUAGGAUAGGAAUCUGUUUCUGUUUUGCAACUAGCCUGUAAUGAUUUUUCGUUUGAGAAUCUUAAUACUAUUUUGAAGACUUUGUAAAUCACUUGCAAAACAGAAAGAGGUAACAUUGUUUCUUUACAAUUGUUUUCUUAUUAUUCUGUCUUCCUUAAGAUGCUACAAUGCUGUUGGAAUGUUUCGAAAUGUAUGCAGUUUUAUAAUAGUAGAAAUAUUUGCCAGUGGUAAAUCUAACUUAAAUCAAUAAUUGAAUUUAUUAAGUGGUCUCAUUCAUAGAAUCAUUUGGUUGGAUCUUGGAGAUCGUCAAGUCCAACUGUACCUGUCCACUACUAAACUAUCCCUGAGCACUUCAUCUACCAGUCUUUUAAACACCUCUAGGGAUGCUGUCUCAGCCACCUCCCUGGGCGGCCUGUACCAGUGCUUUAAAACCCUUUAGGUGAAGAAAUUUUUCCUGAUGUCUAAUCUGAACCUCCCAUGGUGCAACUUGAGGCUGUUUGCUCUUGUGCUGUCACUUGCUACUUAGGAGAGGAGACCAACACCCACCGCUCCACAACCUCUUUUCAGGCAGCUGUAGAGAGCAAUAAGGUCUCCCCUCAGCCUCCGUUCCUCUAGGCUAAACGACUCCAGUUCCCUCAGUCGCUUCUCAUAAGGCUUGUGUUCCAGCCUGUUCACCAGCUUCGUUGCUAUUCUCUGGACACGCUCCAGCACAUCAGUGUCCUUGUAGUGGGGGACCCAAAACUGCACACAGUAUUUGAGGUGUGGCCUCACCAGUGCUGAGUACAGGGGCACAAUCACUUCUCUGCUCCUGCUCGCCACACUUUCUGCUACAUGCCAGGAUGCUGUUGGCCUUCUUGGCCACCUGAGCACACUGCUGACUCAUGUUUAGCCGGCUGUCACCCAGCACACCCAGGUCCUUCUCUUUCCAGCCACUCUUUCCCAAGCCUGUAGCAUUGCAUGGGGUUGUUGUGUCCUAAGUCAACGGCCCUUGGUCUUGUUGAACCUCAUACCAUUGGUCACAGCCCAUUGAUCCAGCCUGUUCAGAUCCCUGCGUAGAGCAUUCCUACCAUCGAGCAGAUCAACACUUCUGCCCAGAAGUGUUCACUUGUUUCCAAUAUAAUUUGAUAGGGAUUUUUUUUUAGUGUGUUCAAGAUAAUAGUUUCUUUCUGUAAUUUUAGAUUUGAAUGUCAAAAGCAGGGGAGGAGGGUUGUUUGCUUUUUUUUGUUUCCUGUACGUGAGCUUAAGCCACAAUCCUGCAAAAAACUCCCUCUGGAAGAAAACCCACUCUGACCAUGUAGACCUUACUGCUGAAUUACUGUGGAAAGGUUCUGAUCUUUCUGCCAGAAGGUUUUUGGGGUUUGAGAGCUAGAUUCACUGAGAGAUUUAGGUGAUAAAUUUGUAGUUUUCUGGUAUUUAAAGACAUACGUUUGCAUGGGUGUUAACAAGAAUAGUAAAUUUGCAGAGUUUGGUGUUCCUUAGGUGUUUAAACUUUUGUGAUUCCAGCUACUUGCAACAGAUAGAUCGUAACAGCGAGGGAUUUAGUGUGCAGUUUUGAACUUUGGAAUUGCAGUUCAUGUUCAAACUCUGUUUUAAGCCCCUACGUGACUUCCUCAAUUUCAACUAUAUUCAUCUGUGUAUUACAAUCAUAGAAAGUCCCGAGCUGGAAAGGACCCACAAGGAUCACUGAGUCCAGCUCCUGUCCCUGCACAGGACCGCCCCAACAUUCACCCCACGUGUCUGAGGCUGAUGUCCCAAUGCUUCUUGAAUAUUGUCAGGCUUGGCACCAUGACUGCUUCCCUGGGGAGCCUGUGCUGGUGCUCCACCGCCCUCUGGGAGAACAUCGUUUUCCUAACAUCCGACAUAACCCUCCCCUGGCACAGCUUCUUGCCAUUCCCUUAGAUCCUAUCACUGGUCACCAGAGAGAAGAGAUCAGCGCCUGCUCCUCCUCCUUCCCUUCUGAGGAAGCAGUAAACUACAGUGUCUCCCCUCAGUCUCCUCUUCUCCAAGCUGAACAGAAAAAGUGAUUUUAGCUGCUCCUCUUCCCUUCUAAAGUAUUCACCAACUUUGUGAUCCUCCUCUGGGCACUUUGCAGUAUCUUUAUAUCCUUUUUAUACUGCGGCAUCCAAAACUGCACACCACACUCGAGGUGGGGCCGCACCUGUGCGGCGUAGGGUAGGACAGUCACCUCCCUCGGAGAGCUGGCAGUGCUGUGCUUGGUGCACCCCGGGACAUGGUUGUCCCUCUUGACUGCCAGGGCACACUGUUGGCUCAUGUUCAACUUGACAUCGACCGGAACUCCUAGAUCCCUUUUUCCAGGAUGGUUCUGCAGCCGUUUGCUCAUAAGUCUGUAUGUAUAGCAAUAUUACUUUAUUUGCAUUUCAAAAUUCACCUUUUAUGGGCCUUAAGCAAACAUGGUCGGCUAAUUUCUCUCAGAUUAAGAAAAAAAUCUUGAAAUAGUCCAAUACAAAUCUACUUAAUUGUUCUCCUCAGUUUUGAACAGAUAUGUUGCAUGUUAUUUAACAUUUAGCUUUUAUGUCCAGUUGUGUCCUGUUGAAUACCUUUUAGAAGGGCAUUCAGACAUAUUCUGUGAUAUAACAAAAAAGAGAAAAUAAAGACAUUCAGAAGUUACUUUAAAGUAUUAAAUAGAUAUUUAUUUUACUUAGGUGUCUGUUUCAUCUUCAAUUUGAAGACUAUAUUUACCUGUUUUACACUGAAUUAUCAUUCAUUACAGAAGUUUUAUUUCAGUGAAUAAAUUUUAUCAGUUUUGCAUGUGCAGGGUAUUUUACAAACAGAAGCUGAAAUAAAGCAGAGGAAGUCACCUUUGGGGCUUGAUACAUUUAUUAAGACUUUGGAAAAGGACAGAGACUACUAUGGAAGUGCGACUGAGAAUUUGCUGAAGGUAUUUAGAAACAAAUUUUCAAGUCCAAAGUGAAUCUCUACUCGUGGCAACAUGUCAAAAAAAAUUUCAUUCAUCCAGGGACCGAGUUCUGAUCCAGAAGUUUUGAAAUUAUGGAGAGAACGUGAAGAACUUAAGUCAGCACUGAAAAAACUUGAGCGCCAUGUAGUAGAAAUUCAGGGUAACUUCAAAGUUUUAACAGCUGAGAGAGACAAUGCUGUCAGUCUUUAUGAACAGGCACAGGAAGAGAUUUCCCGACUUCGUCAGGAACUUAUCAAAUGCGCCGGGACUACUAAAAGUGCUGUGACAGCUCAUGCCGUAUUAAAACAUGUGGAGAUAGAAAGGGAUACAGCACUGUUAGAUUUCCGAAGGAUGGCUACAGAACGUGAUAGCCUCAGGGAACAGUUAAAGAUUUCCCAAGAAAUUGCAUUUAAUGAAAGGGCUCAUUUGGAACAGAGAAUUGAAGAGCUGGAAACUACCAUUCAAAACUUAGAUAGUGAAUGUUUAGAACAGAUGACUAAAGUGGCGCUAAUGAAAGACACCAUUGAUUCUCUGGAAACUGACAUGAAAAGGUUGGCAAGAAGAGCACUGGACUCUGAAACUGAGCUGAGCCGACAGGAAGCUGAAUAUGUUUCACUUAGUUUAUUGAAGGAAAAGACAGAACAGAGUCUUUCAGAGGCUCAGCAAAACCUUGCUGAGAAAAAUUAUGAAAUACAACUUACCCAAAAUAAAAUUAUGCUUUUGGAUGAAAAAAUUGAUAACUUUUCAAGACAAAAUUUUGUACAACAAGAGGAGAUCUGUACUUUGAAAGAAGCAAUUGCACAACUUGGCAAAGAGAAGGCAUCUUUGCAAGACCGUCUGGAAGAAGGAAGAGAGAAGAUUGCUACUUUUGAGGAAAGCCUGGCAGUUAAAGAGAAAACGAUUUCAGAUUUCAGGAUUCUUACUUCUGAGCUGAAGCGUUCCACAAAAAAAUGUGCUGAAGCACUGUGUGCCCAUGAGAAAGAUAUUGCCAGUUUGCAUCAACAGCUACAGAAUGCCAACGAAGAACUUGCACAGGCUAACAAGGACAGAGAAUCAUUAGCUCAGGAGAAUGGCAGGUUGCAAGAGCACCUUUCUAAUAUUAAGCAAGAAAAUCAGGUAUAUUUGGAUGGAGAACCAUUGACUAAAAAGAAAAACUGUAUUUUUCAAGUAAUGCAUAGCAUUGUUGGGUCCUCAUCUGAAGUACUACAUCAAAAAGUAGCAAAGUACCAAAAUGAGCUUGAUGACAUGAAGUUAAAAGCCCAGAAUUUAAAUAUGGAUAUUGCCAGCCUGAAGGGUGUAUUGAACUCAAAAGAGAGAGAAAACUGCAAGCUUUUGAAGAAUUACCACAGAGCCCGUGAACAUGGAGAAAGCUGGGAAGCAAAAUGGCAUCAAGCAGAAGCAGAUUGUAGCACUGUUAGACUGGCACUGAUCACUGCGGAGUCUGAGAACCGCAUGUUGAAAGAGAAAAUUGAGUCCCUUGAAACAGAGGUGGAGCAACUGCAGAGGGAAUGUGAGUCAUCCCAUUCUGAAAUAGAACUGCUCAGAAAACAACUGGAAAAUGAAGGAGCAUCUAAGAAAAGAUUGGAAUCUUUGUUUGUGUCCAGUCAUGAGAAAGAAUUUCAGUCACAGCUAGCAAAGCAAGGAAAAGACUCUGAAAUUCAGUUUCUCAAGGAACAGCUUUCUGUAGCGGAAAAUAAACUUGCUGCACAGAGUCAAAAUCUUACUCAGCUCAGAAACAGAGCAGCUCAGCUAGAAUCGGAACUGAAUAUCGCCAAAAGACAGCUGGAGACAGAGCGUUUCGAAAGGGAACGUGCUGUACGGGAGCUUCGACACCAGAGUCGUACAGUCUCAUAUCAGUUAAGCUCUACGUUAAGAUCACUGUCACCCGAACGUUCCCAUCAUGAACCUCCUGACUGGUCUCUGGAUUGUUCUCAGGAAGGGAAUUCUUGUUCCAAGGACUCAUAAUAUAUUACAUUCACAAUGGCUCUUGAAGACUCUGCAUACCACCUGGAGAGUCAGAGUUCAAGUUUAAUGCUCAAUUAAUUAUCAUUUUUCCCUGCUGAAUGCCAAAUUCAUUAAAUCUAUUUCACAAAUGCUUUCACAGGUUUUUCAUCAUGCUUCAUGUUGUUCGGUGGAAAGAAACCUGUCUAGACAGCUUGCUCUCCCACCCCUCUCCCAGCUUGUGUAUUAUUGGGCUCAUCUCGGUAAACACAAUAAACCCCCUUGCAAGUUCCAUCAACUAUACUGAUAGUAUCCUUUUCAUUUAAAAGGGUACAUAAUUUUAAAAGGCUAUUGAUAUAACUGAAGAAAGGAGAAGAAAAUGACAAUAUGAAACUUGAGGGAAAAAGUGUCUAAAUUAAGGUGUUACGAUUUGGAUGUAUAUUUGCUGAACUGUGUGAGUAUUAUGCUUGAGAGAAUGAUGCGCCACCUCAAGACAGAAAGAGUUUGGGUUCCCCCCACCUUCAGACCUGACUGUCAUAUUAAUUUGGAUAACUAAGAUAGUAAAGCCAGCAAAUGCCAGUGUUUUGAUAUUCAUCUAUGAAGAUAGAUGUAUAUUUUUUAUUGAAUCAUGGAAUGGUUUGGGUUGGAAGGGACCUUAAAGACUAUCCAGUUCCAGCCCCCUGCCAUGGGCAGGGACACCUCCCACCAGACCAGGCUGCCCAAGGCCCCAUCCAACCUGACCUUGAACACCUCCAGGGAGGGGGUAUCCACGGCUUCCCUGGGCAACCUGUGCCAGUGUCAUGUUUUCAAACAUACUGGAGGUAUGUUCAACUUCUAAGAGUUUUAUUAGAACUGCAAAAGUCUCUACUUCAGUUUCUUUCAUAUGAGUGGGUACUGCUCGGUGGUAAUUACUGGCACAUAAAUUUGCUUAGAAUUGCUGUACUUUACGUCAUAACAUUUGUCUACCUUCUAUAAUUCUCACACAUUAAAUGCAAGAGAAAAUGUAAAAUUCUGUCCUGUAAGUCAUCUGAGACAUCUAUACUUCUGUAUUAGAAAAGUAAUUCCUCUUAAAUUCAUUUAAAUUUAUCAAUUUUUUUUAAUAGAUUCACCCUUCUUGCUAUCUUUAUAAAGGAAUUUUAAAAAGGUCUCCAGUUUAUUUUUGAAAGCAGAGUCACAUUGAUUGUGGUAAUGGGUCAAACAUACAUCUUGCAUGUUCCUUCCUAUGAAUUUGGUUUGUGAGAACCUGACUACUAAACAUUAAUAUUUGAGUAAUGAUUAAAUGCAGCAUAACCCGUAUGAAUGCUCCUUUUAAAACCUAUUGAUAGGAGCUGUAGAUAAGAUUUUAUGUUGCUUUUUAGGAACAGGUAGAUUUAAAAAGCCUGUAAAAGUAUUUUGAGGAAUAAUGUAAGAAAAAAAAAAGGUAAAAUAUACAUAGAUGCAUGUAACAUAAAUUCUAGGAUUAUCUUCCAUAAAAGCAACAAUAGUUUGUCAGUACAAGUGACUUGAUUUUGAUUUGUAGGUCCCAAUUCUUCAUUCUUUAUUUGACAGAUAGCCACAGAUGUCAUUUCAGCAGUCUCCAGAGUUAGUGGGACUACUUGCAGAUGAUAAAGACUGUAGGAUGAAACAUAAUGAUAUUAACCAUUUCCACGUUGUGCAGCUGUUAAAGGCACAGUGUAUGCUUUUCCCAGAUGAGAGAAGAUGGUUACCUCAUCAUCCCAGGAGAUAAGAAAGUUGUUUUGCAAUCAUGUUGCCAUAUUGAAGUUUUUUAGAAGAUGAUCAACAAAAAAGUUUGAGAAACAUAAUCCUAAGCUAUAAAACUCAUACCCUGUCAUUUAGAAGAUCAGAAGGAGAGAUUAGGUAAACAAAAAAUAGAUAAAACUGGGUUAUUUUUAGGUGCACAGACACAGUGCAGAGGCCCAUGUUCUAGGGUGCAAUUCCUUAGUUGCAGUAAUGGUAUACAAGAUCUCAAAGAAGCCAGUGAUGAGGUGCUCCCUAACCAAGUAAAAGGGCAAGAUUCUUAAAGAUUUGGACUUCAAAAUUCUUAAGUAGAGAGGGUUAAGGGAAUAUGAGAUUAUAAAUAUCAAGAUGUAAUAAACUUGCAUUUUGUAGAGUACACUGAUAAAGUAAUAGCCUUUAUUCUAGGGGUAGCCUUUGUUUAGAAGAUGUUACAGAAAUUAGAACCUUAUUUUUCUGCAGGCAAAUUGCAGAGACCAUCAGAUUGUGGAAGGAAGUUUUCUCAAUGGUGAUGAGUUGUAGACUUCAAGGGACUUCUGCCAGCAAUUAAUUGCUAUGUAAUUACUGCUGGUUAAAAACAAAAAGAAAUCAUUCAAGUGAGUAUAUUCAGAGAGCAAUAUUGCCAUAGUGGCAACCCCCAUGCAUCUGUCCUAACGCAAAGUCAGAAACUGAAAGAAAUUAAAAAUGAAAGAAGUCAUUGAAUUCGCUGAAGUUUGCAAAUAAUACCUUUUAGUUUAACAAAAAAAGCUGCUUGUUGGCAACGUCUCUAGUAAUAACCCAAGAGGACCUGAACAGUGUUUCCUGGUUGGGAAUUGUACGUAUCAGCCCAAUAGUAUAUUCUAAAAACCUUCCGAUCAUUGCUGAAUAUGAAACCUUGCUUCACCCUUAAGUAAAGAUAGAUAAUGAGCUCAAACAGAGUAUCUACAGUUCUUUACUUUUUGUUGCAAUCUCUCUAAUCUAUAACACGCCUUAAUUGUUUUAAAACCCAGGAAGGAAGUACUCCUGCUGAAUGCCCAAACUGAAAGGUGUAACACAUUUCGUGAUAGUACGCAUUUCCUUGCAAUGUGGGUUACUCAUGGAAGGGUGAUUUUCUUGUGGUUGCUUUGAUACAGUACUUUGGUUAGAAAGAAACAUACAUGUUUGUUUGACUUUGUGACGCUUAUUUGCGACUGUGAACAAUGUUAUUCUUGUUUUUUAUACAUUUUUAAAUUGCCUUUUACCACAAUAUUUUUACAUAGGCAAACCCGAAAAUACCAUUUGUGCUCUUAUAUGAAAUAAGAGCAUGUUAAACUUGUUCUCAGCCACUCUGUGAUGACCUGAAAUUAUCUGUUUUGCUUUACAAAGAAUCCCUUACUGUUUCAAAAAGUAUUCAUGCUUUUCUACAGCAAUACUUUUCUAAGUUUUAGCUACUGGUUAUGGAGUUGUUUUCAACAGAGUUUGUGUACACGUGGCAAUGGGAAGUGUCACCAUUAAGCAGUACAAGGUAUUUUACUUGAGCAUAACUGGUUUACAGGGUUUGUAGAAGAAAGAAUUCAGUGCCUCUGGUAUCCUUCCACGUUAGUCUCUUUUUCUUCAUAGUGGAAGAAACAGGAGCUACUAAGAAUACCAAACAGUCUCUCCGUUACCAGUAUAGUCCCACCAACAAGGAAGAAUUCAUUGUAUGUUGCUGGGUAGAAGUAUUUAGCUGUAUUUUUGUAAAAUCUAAGCAAGCAAUCUGUCAGCAGCAUUUGGAACCAAGUAUCUAUGUGAUUUACCCUGCUGUUUCCACUCAAAGAAAAUCAGGUAUUUUUUUCUUUUCAGUAGCCAAUAAAGCUUGAA
Molecule: messenger RNA, 8554 nt
Organism: Cuculus canorus (common cuckoo)
Lineage: Eukaryota; Metazoa; Chordata; Aves; Cuculiformes; Cuculidae
Gene: TSGA10
Product: testis specific 10
Exons: 15
Coding region: 3095-5026 (643 amino acids)
Source: RefSeq, a predicted model, not a curated record